AGAUGCUGGAGAGAAUGGAGGAGCACGUAGAGGAAGGCUCUGAACUUGGGAAGCAGAAGGUCCUAAUUGACAAUCCUGCUGACAUUGUGGUCAUUGCUGCGUAUUUCCUGCUGGUCAUUGGUGUUGGCUUGUGGUCCAUGUUCAGAACCAACAGAGGCACAGUUGGUGGCUACUUCCUGGCAGGACGAAGCAUGGUGUGGUGGCCGGUUGGAGCCUCUCUGUUCGCCAGCAACAUCGGCAGCGGUCAUUUCGUGGGCCUGGCAGGGACCGGUGCAGCGAGCGGCUUGGCUGUGGCUGGAUUUGAGUGGAAUGCGCUCUUCGUGGUGCUGCUCCUCGGCUGGCUCUUCGUGCCUGUGUAUCUGACGGCCGGCGUGAUUACCAUGCCUCAGUACCUACGAAAGCGCUUUGGCGGGCACCGUAUUCGCCUCUACCUGUCGGUGCUCUCGCUUUUUUUGUACAUCUUCACCAAGAUCUCGGUGGACAUGUUCUCCGGGGCAGUAUUCAUACAGCAGGCCCUGGGCUGGAACAUUUACGCUUCUGUCAUUGCCCUCUUGGGCAUCACCAUGAUUUAUACUGUGACAGGGGGCCUGGCAGCACUCAUGUACACAGACACCGUGCAGACCUUUGUCAUUCUUGCCGGGGCCUUCAUCCUCACUGGUUACGCUUUCCAUGAAGUGGGCGGGUACUCGGGUCUCUUCGACAAAUACCUGGGCGCAGUGACUUCCCUGACGGUGUCCACGGAUCCAGCUGUUGGCAACAUCUCCAGCACCUGCUAUCAGCCAAGGCCUGACUCCUACCACCUACUGCGUGACCCCGUGACGGGAGACCUGCCAUGGCCUGCACUGCUCCUGGGGCUUACCAUCGUCUCCGGCUGGUAUUGGUGUAGCGACCAGGUAAUAGUGCAGCGCUGCCUGGCCGGGAAGAACCUGACUCACAUCAAGGCUGGAUGCAUCUUGUGUGGCUACCUGAAGCUGAUGCCCAUGUUCCUCAUGGUCAUGCCCGGCAUGAUCAGCCGCAUUCUUUACCCAGAUGAAGUGGCAUGUGUGGUGCCCGAGGUGUGCAAGCGGGUGUGCGGCACUGAGGUGGGCUGCUCUAACAUCGCUUACCCACGGCUUGUUGUGAAGCUCAUGCCCAAUGGUCUGCGUGGGCUCAUGCUAGCGGUCAUGCUGGCCGCCCUCAUGUCCUCCCUAGCAUCAAUCUUUAACAGCAGCAGCACACUUUUCACCAUGGACAUCUACACGCGUCUGCGGCCUCGUGCAGGUGAUAAGGAGCUGCUGCUAGUUGGAAGGCUCUGGGUGGUCUUCAUCGUGGCAGUGUCGGUGGCCUGGCUGCCGGUCGUGCAGGCAGCUCAGGGCGGGCAGCUCUUCGAUUACAUCCAGUCCGUCUCCAGCUACCUGGCGCCUCCAGUGUCUGCAGUCUUCGUGCUCGCACUCUUCGUGCCCCGGGUCAAUGAGAAGGGUGCUUUCUGGGGCCUGGUUGGGGGCCUGCUGAUGGGCCUCGCUCGCCUCAUACCCGAGUUCUUCUUUGGCACGGGCAGCUGCGUGCGGCCCUCAGCGUGCCCGGCGUUCCUCUGCCGGGUGCACUACCUCUACUUUGCCAUUGUGCUCUUCGUGUGCUCCGGCCUCCUCACACUUGUAAUCUCCCUGUGCACUGCACCCAUUCCUCAAAAGCAUCUCCACCGCCUGGUUUACAGUCUCCGACACAGCAAGGAGGAGCGGGAGGACCUGGAUGCUCAGGAAUUAGAAAGUCCAGCACCUCCCCCUGUGCAGAAUGGGUGCCAGGAGCACGCAGUGGGGAUCGAAGAGGUCCAGGCCCCAGCUCCAGGCCCACUCCGCCAGUGCCUGCUCUGGUUCUGCGGGAUGAGCAGGAGUGCCUCAGGGAGCCCUCCGCCCACUACUGAGGAGACGGCUGCAGCAACCAGGAGGAUAGAGGAUAUCAGGGAGGAUCCCAGCUGGGCUCGGAUCGUCAACCUCAAUGCCCUGCUCAUGAUGACGGUAGCUGUGUUCCUCUGGGGCUUUUAUGCCUGAAGUCGAAUGUGUUGGACACCACGCGCUGCAGCCAUGGCAUGUCUGCGCCUCACAGACUGAAGGGAGCUCGCUCGCAGUGGAUCGUGGAAAGCGGGCGAGAAUGUGGCAGGAAGGAACUGGUUCCCUUCCUCUUUACCUGGGGUCCAGCCCAUUUGAUUGUGUAUCACUUCCCACAAGAUGGUGACCAACUGGUUGUAGCAGUUUGCCCGUGCAAAAAUAAAGCUGCCCUUCCAACA
This is a messenger RNA of Meriones unguiculatus (Mongolian gerbil), 2263 nucleotides long. It is a transcript of the gene Slc5a2, whose product is annotated as solute carrier family 5 member 2. NCBI's taxonomy places the organism in Eukaryota, Metazoa, Chordata, Mammalia, Rodentia, Muridae. The record is from RefSeq and is a predicted model, not a curated record. The coding region runs from base 3 to 2027 and encodes 674 amino acids. The transcript is spliced from 14 exons. Gene Ontology annotation, cellular component: plasma membrane. Gene Ontology annotation, molecular function: D-glucose:sodium symporter activity. Gene Ontology annotation, biological process: transmembrane transport; sodium ion transport.